Messenger RNA from Umbelopsis ramanniana AG, 2579 nucleotides. RefSeq lists its product as uncharacterized. Gene Ontology annotation, cellular component: autophagosome; phagophore assembly site. The transcript has 8 exons. Gene Ontology annotation, biological process: protein localization to phagophore assembly site; autophagy of mitochondrion. NCBI's taxonomy places the organism in Eukaryota, Fungi, Mucoromycota, Umbelopsidomycetes, Umbelopsidales, Umbelopsidaceae. The record is from RefSeq and is a predicted model, not a curated record. The coding region runs from base 37 to 2529 and encodes 830 amino acids.
GUUUAACCUGCACCGCAUAAUAUUAACUCAACCACCAUGUCAAGUCUUUUUAGCUCAAGAGUAGCUAAUGAAGACGACGACAAGUAUGACUUGGAUAACUUAUCGCCACGCCAAUCACAAUACUCCUCCACAUUCCGAACACAGACCCUUCAUUCACCGCCAGGCACCACUCACUCCUACACUUCCAAUUCAUAUGCAAGACCUCAUGCACGGCCGCACGAUAUAUUGACUGAGCACGAUAUAGAGCUACCAGAAUCCGAUGAAUCCGACGCUGAAGUCCCCCCUUCGCUCAUGAUCGAAAUGCCACAAGACGUCGAUGAAGAAGUGACGGAUCAGCGACCAUUGUUAAGUGAGAGACAAUGGGAAAAGUCACCCAUUCGCGAAACCGCACCUAGACCUCGGCCUUCGUCAAAUUUAGAUAACUUACGACAACGAAUACCAACUCCUCUCCAUUCAACUCGCUCCAAUAUGACUCCGCACGAUAGAACCAUGUGGCGAUGGGCCAAUAUUGCCAAUAUGGAUCACUUCUUUGAACGAGUGUAUUCAUACUAUCUUGGCAAAGGCUAUUAUUGCAUACUACUGGCUAAAAUCCUUAAUUUACUCACACUUGCUUUUACUAUCACAUUUUCGACCUUUCUUGUGGGUUGUGUCAAUUACUCUGAGAUUCCCAGUCACACAAAACUUUCAGAAGUCUUGGAACCACAAUGUCUUUCAAAGCUAUCCUUUCCCAAGGUCUUGUUCUUGCUCAUCUUUGUUGUUUGGUGGGUCUGGCAAGCUCUUCAAUUUUGGUGGGAUCUGCCGGCCCUGAAUGAGAUGCACAUGUUCUAUGUGCACUUACUGGAUGUAUCUGAUAAAGACAUGGCUACCAUAACAUGGCAAGAAAUUUUGGAGCGGAUCAUCAGUGUUCGAGAAAGUAAUCCUAACAUGGCCAGCACAGCUCCUAUCAAACUUGACGCCCAUGAUAUUGCCAACAGGAUAAUGAGAAAAGACAAUUAUCUUAUUGCCUUGUUCAAUAAGGACAUAUUGAAUAUCACUAUCCCGCUCCCCUAUCUUCGCAAUAUGCAUGUUUUUACUCGUGAUCUGGAAUGGAAUCUUUCAUUCUGUGUUCUGAGCUACGUCUUUGAUUCAAAUGGUCAAAUCAGGAAGCGAUUUUUAAAGGACAAAAAUAGGGCUGUUCUUGCUGAAGGCCUUCGUCGCAGAUUUAUCAUCAUGGGUUUUCUCAACCUCAUAUGUGCGCCAUUUAUCUUGGCGUACUUGUUAAUUUACUUUUUCUUCCGCUAUUUUGAAGAAUACCACAAGAAUCCAGGCGCAAUCGGUUCUCGUAACUACUCUCCUUUCGCUAAGUGGAAACUCCGGGAAUUUAAUGAGCUUCCUCAUCUGUUCAAACGACGUCUGAAUAGCUCUCAUAUAUCGGCAAACAAAUACCUCGACCAAUUUCCAAAAGACAAAACAGCACUCAUUGCUCGAUUUGUCGCAUUCAUAUCUGGAUCAUUUGCUGGCAUUUUAGCCAUCAUUACACUGUUCGAUUCCGAAGCAUUGCUGAACUUUGAGCUAACACCCAACGGAACCAUUCUUUUUUACAUCGGACUGUUCGGCGGUCUCUUUGCUGUAAGUAGAGGUUUGAUACCCGACGAUACUCUGGUGUUUGAACCAGAGCAGGAUAUCAGGAAAGUAAUCGAAAUCACACACUACUUUCCAAAUGAAUGGCGAGGUAAACUUCACACCGAUGAAGUUAAAGGCCAAUUCAGCCAGAUGUUCGACAUGAAGAUCACAUUGUUUUUGCAAGAAUUUUUAAGCAUUCUGUUUACGCCUCUGGUACUGUGGUAUUCACUGCCGCAAUGUAGCACUCAAAUCAUCGACUUCUUCAGAGAAUUCACUGUCCAUGUGGAUGGUCUAGGCUAUGUCUGCAGUUUUGCUUUAUUCGACUUUAGACGACAUGGCAACAUCAAGUAUGGUGCACCCGUGGCUGUUCAAGACGAACAUUACGUGAGCAAUAAUGGAAAAAUGGAAAAGAGCUUUUUGAAUUUCAAGGCGAACAAUCCAAGUUGGAUGCCUACCGAUCCUGCUGGCUCCAUGUAUCUUUCACGUAUGGCAGAAUAUAAAGAUCAUCGAGCUCACUCGAAGAUUGACGAAGAAAUGGAUGAUGACGAUGAAAGCCAACUUUCUCACUCUUCCAUUGUGAAUUCAAGAUACUCAUACGCUUCUCCCAAGUACGAUCAAUGGCGAACGAACAGACGAUUGAGUCCUGGUGCAGCUGUGCCUUCUUUCAUUCCUAACAGCUCGGCGCCCGACUCAUCGGAGCCAAAUUCGCCAUUCGAAAGAAGGUCAACGCACAGGCAACCAGCGGCAGACUCAUUCGAGCACGAUAUUCCUAGUGAGCUUGGUGAUUUUGCACCAGCUCGUAUGAUACACCCAGAUGAAUACCAAGACCAAAAUGAUGAAGACGAUGGAAGGAUUGACCCUGAUCAGGACAAUAAUGUGCUUGGAUUGUUAAACCAAAUAUACGAUCAUCGCCCUCAGAUAAAAUAAAAGGAGCGUUUGUGAGACGCGAGAAUCGCGCUUCCAAUUUUUAUUUUUUA